Molecule: messenger RNA, 1080 nt
Organism: Hydatigera taeniaeformis
Lineage: Eukaryota; Metazoa; Platyhelminthes; Cestoda; Cyclophyllidea; Taeniidae
Source: the annotation of a GenBank genome assembly
AUGAGUCCAGAAAAAGAAAACCCCCUGAUCGACGAGAGCUUGGCGGCAGAGUCGAAACAGGGGGGGGAUGAUGCUGCGGGUUUGCCCAGUCGGUUGACCCGCUACUCUCGGGCGCAUCAUCGUGCGGUCGAGAUGGCCGAUUAUCUCAGCGAAGCGGGCGAAGUCAAGCUUGGGCGCAACCUCGCGCUCUGCGGGUAUUACCUGCUGUUUCGGGAUUACUACACCGUGGGCAAGGUCCGGCUGCAUGCCGCGAAGUUCUGCCACAAACAUCUGCUGUGUCCGCUUUGCGCGAUCCGGCGUGGCGCUCGCAUGGUCAAGUCGUACAUGGAUCGUCUCGCGGUCAUCAAAGCCGAGAAUCCGCAUCUCAACGCCUACUUGGUCACCUUCACUGUCAAGGAUGGUUCUGACCUGGCUGAACGCUUUGAUCAUCUGCAUCGGAGCAUCGGACGCUUGCAUAAGACUCGCCACGGUAAGGGCCAAUGGUCUGAGGCUCGCAAGGCUUCGGCGGCGGUGUGGUCCUAUGAGUUCAAGCGAGGGCAGGGCAGCGGUGGCUGGCAUCCGCACACACAUGCGGUUUGGCUCUGCGAGGAUGCGCCGGACAUGUACAAGCUGCGUGCCGAGUGGGAAGCCAUUACCGGCGAUUCGUUCAUGGUCGACGUUCGGCCGUUUCACGAUCAGGACGACGUCCUCAACGGCUUCCUCGAGGUUUUCAAGUACGCGGUCAAGUUUGCGGACCUUUCGCUCGAUGACGCUUGGCACGGCUAUCAGACGCUUUCCGGGCGUCGGCUGAUCGCCUCGUUCGGCGCGUUCCGUGGCGUCGAUGUGCCUGAUGACUUGACCGAUGAAGGUCUCGAUGAUCUGCCUUAUGUUGAGCUGCUCUAUCGCUUUGUUCGAGGGGCUGGUUACGAGUUUUCGGAGUCGGGGCCAAGCGCGGAGCGCGAACGGCCAGAGCCGCCUAAAACGCUCGUAGAGCGCGUUUUGCCUCGCGCACGUAGUGCGGCGACAACCGACCAGAAAAAACCGCACUGGAAGCCUGCCAUAGAGCCGGAGAGGUAUCGACGCGCCAAAGGCAGCGACUAG